Messenger RNA from Prunus dulcis (almond), 438 nucleotides. Its product is annotated as H/ACA ribonucleoprotein complex subunit GAR1-like. The transcript has 2 exons. The record is from RefSeq and is a predicted model, not a curated record. Lineage: Eukaryota; Viridiplantae; Streptophyta; Magnoliopsida; Rosales; Rosaceae. Bases 1 to 438 code for a protein of 145 amino acids.
AUGGAUGGGGCUUAUUUCGUAGGCAGAUCUGAGAUCUUGGCCUGGAUCAACUCCACUCUGCAUCUCAAUCUCAACAAAGUCGAAGAGGUUUUUUCCUCCGAACCCCUAACCAUUACUUUUCGAAUUACUGUUUUCUUAUUCGAUUUUUUCCCAUCUGUGCUUCUCAGUCAAUCAAUAGAUGGUGGAAAUGGAGACCAACCUGAAGAUUUCAAUAAUAAUCGAAGUGGUGGAAAUUGGAGAGGUGGUUCAGAUAGAGGAAAUUCAGACAAAGGAGGUUUUAGAGGUGGACGGGGUUUUGGAGGUAGAGGUGGUGAGAGAGAGGGAGAUAGAGGGGGCUUUGGAUGUAGAGGGGGUGGUUUUGGUGGUAGAGGUGGAGACAUAGGGAGCUUUGGUGGUAAGGGUAGAUUAGACAGAGGAGGGUUUGGUGGUAGAGGAUGA